This is a messenger RNA of Hordeum vulgare subsp. vulgare (domesticated barley), 1146 nucleotides long. Its product is annotated as exosome complex component RRP41-like. The transcript is spliced from 7 exons. Gene Ontology annotation, biological process: poly(A)-dependent snoRNA 3'-end processing; rRNA catabolic process; U4 snRNA 3'-end processing. Gene Ontology annotation, cellular component: cytoplasmic exosome (RNase complex); nucleolus; nuclear exosome (RNase complex). The record is from RefSeq and is a predicted model, not a curated record. Bases 91 to 879 code for a protein of 262 amino acids. Lineage: Eukaryota; Viridiplantae; Streptophyta; Magnoliopsida; Poales; Poaceae.
CUCGCCGUAACAGCACAGACAAGCCCUAGGGUUUUAGCACUGCUCGAGCGGGCGGCCGGCGACGCAGAGGCGCAGACACACUUUCCGGCCAUGUCGGCGGCGGCAGCAGCUGCGGACACGUACUCCCCAGCCGCGGAGGCUGGGAGCAAGCGGCGGGAGAGGCGGGAGGAGCUGCGGCGCCACCUCGCCGAGGACGCCGAUUGGCCCCGCGCCGACGGCCGCUCCUUGCACGACUGCCGCCCCGCAUUUAUGCAAACAGGGCCAACUACUGCUGCGUCAGGGUCUGCUUAUGCAGAAUUUGGGAAGACAAAGGUCAUUGUGUCAGUGUUUGGCCCAAGGGAGAGCAAGAAAGCAAUGCUGUACAGUGACACUGGUAGGCUCAAUUGCAGUGUGAGCUAUACAACAUUUGCCACUGGUAUACGUGGACAGGGGUUGGAAAACAAAGAGUACUCUGGAAUGCUUCACAAAGCCCUGGAAGGCGCAGUAAUGCUACAUACUUUUCCGAAGACUACUGUUGAUGUUUUUGCGUUGGUUCUUGAGUCUGGUGGCAGCGAUCUUCCCAUUAUAAUAUCUUGCGCUAGUCUUGCACUGGCAGAUGCUGGGAUCAUGAUGUAUGACCUUGUUACAUCAGUAUCUGUGUCCUGUUUAGGGAAGAAUGUUAUCAUCGAUCCAACCUCAGACGAGGAGGCAUGGCAAGACGGAGGCCUUAUGGUGUCUUAUAUGCCGGCCCGCAAGGAGAUCACACAACUUACGCUGACUGGGGAGUGGACUGAUGGCAAAAUCACCAAUGCAGUAGAGCUCUGUAUGGAUGCUUGCAGCAAGCUUUGCGAGAUAUUGCGGGAGCGCUUGAAAGACCCCGCGAGCCUGGCGAGCGAAUGACAUUUGAGCGACACAUGUUUGCAGAAUCGCAACAGAUAUCCUUAGCUGUAGAAGUUUUGUAGGGAAGGGAGGACAGGACUGCUGUUUGCAGGAGCACAAUUUACAUGGCUGUGGUGAUUGUUUCUUUUGGCAAAAGAGUUUAGCCGAGAGAAAAUCUUGUAGGUGUGCAAGCCAUGUCUUGUACUGUGAGUUCGGAACCUGGGAUUUUUCGGAACUUUGUACUAUCAUUCUAUGGAUUGUUUAUGAUGUCAAAGCUAUUGCCCUGUA